CGCGCCCUUUGUAUUAGCAUACCACCUAAUAACCUUCAUAAGGUUCGUGUAUAUAUAUGCGUACAUAUGCGUGUAUCUGUGUAUAUUGACUCGCUGGCAAUGUAAAGGUUUUAACGGGACAAUAAAGCUCCAGGAAUCUCAACCUUAAGAAGAGGAGGAGGAGGAGGAGAGGGCGGGAGACAGAGAGAGACAGAGUCGGAUUUAUCAAUCGCUGAAAGCAGAUUAAACGGUUAAACUGAAGUGCGUCUCGGUUAAACUCCCAUCGGACUAACCCGCCUUCGCUUUAUUUAUUUACCGUCCCAAUGAGUGUUCCGUCGGCGCAAGGCGAUGGAUUGUUCACGAAAAUGUUACUCUUCGUGUAAGUGGCCCAAUGGUGACCUUUCACCCUGUGUGUAGCUAAAUGGAGGAGCGGGAUCGCAGUCGCUCACCGUCUCGCAGGACCAGCAGAGUAGAGCAGGUGGUGGGACGCUGGCUUCGCCGCUCCAGAGAGUCCAUCAGCCGAGAGCGUGUGCUAGAAGAUGGGCAAGUUGCCGACAAUGGCUCCCAGGAGCAGAGGAGCUGUCCAAUUAGAGUCACUUUUAAGGUCCCACUUGACCCCACCCUUAACUCCCAUGGCUUUACCGUCUCAACACACACUCCACCCCAGGUGCUGGAGGUGACAGAAGGUGGUCCUGCUGAUGGAAAGCUUGUCCCUGGUGACCAACUUUUUAAAAUAAACAAUGUUGCCGUUGAUGAUCUAUCUACAGAGCAGGCUGCUGAAAUCAUCAGAGAAUGCCAGAACACCAUAGUACUGACUGUCCUAAGAAAUACUGUGGGGCCAAAAUCAUCCUUUAUAACUCCAGAGAAGAGAGCCAAGCUGAAGUCAAACCCAGUUAAAGUGAGGUUUGCAGAGGAGGUGGUGUUCAGUGGUCACUCACAGGGUAACUCUCUGCUGUUCCUGCCCAAUGUUCUGAAAGUCUAUCUGGAAAAUGGCCAAACGAAGGCUUUCAAGUUUGAAUCUAAAACCACUGUUAAGGACAUAGUAAUGACUCUGAAGGAGAAACUCUCAAUCACCCGUAUCGAACACUUCUCUCUGGUGCUGGAACAACAGUACAGCAUCAGCAAACUUUAUCUACUGCAUGAAGAAGAGAUUAUUCAAAAGGUGGUUGAAAAGAAGGAGACUCAGGACUACAGGUGUCUGUUCCGUGUCUGCUUUCUACCUCGAGACUUUAAGAGCAUGCUCAAAGAAGAUCCUGUGGCUUUUGAGUAUCUAUACUUACAGAGUGUGAGUGAUGUAUUGCAGGAAAGGUUUGCAGUGGAGAUGAAAUGUAAUACAGCUCUCAGACUAGCUGCUCUACAUGUACAGGAAAAACUAGCCGGCAGUGGACAAUCCCUUAAAACACCACUGAAGGCCAUCAUGAAGGAGUGGGGUAUUGAAAGCUUUGUAUCCCACACCUUACUGCGAAACAUGAGAGAAAAGGACUUGAAGAAAGCGAUCAGUUACCACAUGAAAAAGAUUUUGUCACAGGAGCCCAAACAAAAGGUGAUCUCAGUGGAUCAAGCUAGACUGAACUUCUUGAAUGAGAUGUCUGAAGUCAAGUCUUAUGGAGGAAAGGCUUUAAGUGCCACUAUGAUGCUGCAGGACAGAGAGUCAACGGUGAGUUUGUUGGUGGGAGCUCAGUAUGGGGUGAGCCAGGUGAUCAACCACAAGCUGAGCAUCAUGACCACACUAACUGAAUUCAGCUGCAUUACCAAAGUGGAACUAUUACCUGAGUCUGACAGAGUUAGUCUGGUCAAGAUCUACCUGCAGGAUAUAAAGCCAAUUACCUUGCUUAUGGAGUCAGUGGCUGCUAAAGAUUUAUCGUGUCUAGUUGCUGGAUACUGCAAACUGCUUGUGGACCCCCAGGUCUGUGUGUUCCCCUGGUCAACUAAUACAAAGAGCCACCGCAUAUCAGCAGAGGAGGGUUAUGUGUCACACUGUGGCAGUGACUCUGACGACUCAAACACAGAUGUGGAUGCUCUCCUUGCUCAUUUUGCUAGCCCUGCCAAAAGCAACAACACAGCAGUUAAAACCAGGGAUAAGCUACCAGAAGAAACCGAAAAAGGCCAAAGUUACAUGGAAAAAGAAGAGGUGGAGAAGGAAGGAAGCAAAGAAGAGGAGGUGGUUGAGAAGAAGGAAAGGGAGGAGGACAAAGAAACCAUCCAUGAAUCUAUAUAUGGCUAUUAUGGAAAAACAGUAGAAAGAGACAAGGAGAGAGUGGGCACAGAAAGGAAGGAAGACAAAGAGCAAGAGAAAAAGCCUCAACAACCUCAGUGUGUCAUCAUUGUCGAUGACCCAUCAUCUGAAUCAUCUGAUUUAUACCAAACUGAGUCACAUUUCAUGACCAGCAUGUCCAGUGACUCUAUAGAUGCCCUAGAGGAUGACGACCUCAUGACCUACUUUUCUACCAGACGUCCAUGCCAUUUACCAUUGAAAGACUCUUACUGCUGUGAAGAUCGCUAUUCACCAUCAUUAUCUCCACAGCAACUACACAGCAAAGAUUCUCAUUCCCAAAGUGACAUGUGCUCUGCUGAUUCCCAUUGUGAGCCUGAUAUUGACCAAUUAUUUUGCUUUCCUGCACUCUCAAAUAUUGCUGAAUGUCUACCUAGUCCCCCUGCAGCCAGUGAAGAGGAGGAUUGUGAGGAAUUGGGAACAGAGAAUGAAAAACAUGAAAAGAGGUCACCUGCAAAAUGCCAUGGGAGCAGCCUACCUCCUUCUGGAGACUAUGUGUUCACAUUUGAACAAGGAGACACCAGACAUUAUUACAAUAUCUGCUCCAAUGUUACCCCUGACAGUGCCCGGAGCCUUGCACGACCUCUCUCUCCUCCAGGUCCUGUGGAAACACAACCAGAUCAGGAAAGAGAGGAAGUGAAUCAGACAGAAACAGUGCCAAUCUUUCAACCCCCACCAGGGUUUGGAGAUAGCAGUUCAGAGGAUGAGUUCUUUGAUGCACAGGAAAGAUUCACGUCUCCUGAAGAACCCUCCUCAACUGCCAUGGCAAGAGAAAAUUCUGCAGAAUCAAGCACCAUAUUACAGACACUAAGCCUGAGGGGGAUUGGCAUCUUUGCAAGUGAACAAGAGGCAGUGGAUCUAGAGAGGAAAGAAAAGGAAGAAAGAAAAAUGGUUACUCAAGUUGAAUCAUCAUAUUUCAACAAAAGAUCCAAAAAGCGUCGCUCAUUCAUGGAAACAAAUUACACAUCCCUGGUAUCAUUCCCAGAACAAGAUAAUUUAGGUAACAGCUAUGGAAAUAGCAUCCCAAAAUAUGGAUCUAUGUCACUGAACCGAGGUGCUGGCCGAAUGGCAUGUUUUGAUGGUGGAUGCUCAGAUCAAGGUCCAUGUCCUACAGUCUUAUCCCUAACUGAUUCUGAAGGAGAACCAGCGCAACUGGAAUCCAAACCCAUCUACCCAUCCAAAGUCAAUGGAUCAGGACUACAUAAUCCUACUGAUACACACUCAAACAAAGCAUAUCAACGGAAACAGCAACUUAUAGAGAUGGAACCAGAUUCCAUGGAGUUCAAAUCAGUCACUGAACUAAUGUCUACUAUAUCACCAACUAUAGUAGCAGUACGCUCCCAAAUAGACCUACAGGAUGAAGAAAACCCCAGUAACCAUAGAGAUGAUCAAGAGGAAGGUGCAGUGGAAGGUCUAGUUGAGAGACUGUUUGGAGGUCACUUGUUCUUUGAUAUGUCCAGAGGACAGUGUGAUAGCAGUGUUUUAUUUAAUGAAAGAGAUGAUCAGGUAACCAAACAAAUGGAAGAUUUUUUCCAAGGCAGUUCAGUGACUCAAAAGAGCAGCUCACUACCAAGACUAGGCCAGAUAUCCCCAUCAAGUUUACCCUACUUGCAUGUCCCAAGCAUAUCUUACACCACAAGCCCUGAUAUAGACAGAGAUGAAAAUACUGUGCAUCUACAAUUUGGGAUGGGAAAGCACUCAGUGGAGCCAAUAGAGAGAACCAGAAGUCAAAGCAUGUCUGCAUCUUUUGGUAACGGCGCACCGCAUUGCCCAUCAAGGCACUUAUUUUCCAAGCGAGUCAAAGGACCAGAAUCUGAUGAGACUGAAGAUACUUGUGACCCUUCACACCAAUCUUCUAGUAUACCAUCUUAUGAACAAGCCCAAAGAUUCCUUCGUACACCCUGUUCAUCCAGCAUCCUUGGGCGACUCUCUGCCUCAACAUUGCGGGGAAAGAUCCAGAACCUUCCCCUCUACUUAUCAUGUUCCCAGGAAAUGUUAAAUGCCAAUUCUAAUGGCAGUGGCAGUGAUGAGCCUGUAAGAAGACUUUCAGAAACACAGCUACAAACAAAUGAAGUUGAAGUAGCAGAAGAGGCAACUGAGGAUGUAACGUUGAAUGAAGGUUCUCCUGAGGUAACAGAGGUAAAAGUGGUUACCAUAGUAUCUGAAGAGGUCACUGAGGUUAUUGAGGGGUUAAGAGAGGUCAGCCACACUAGAGCUAAAGCAUGUGGGGAGCAGAAAACCAAAACUGACCCUAAAGAGUUUUCUGUAAAAGCCAUAUCCCCCUUGUGCUCCAAAGCAGGCAACUCUCUCCAAGUCAGCUCAUCAUCUGUAGUGGUUACUACACAGAGCCUAAACAGACCCUGGGGGGUGGUAAUGUCUAGUGGGUUACAAGGAUGUAGCCACCCUCCUUCAAGCACAACUGCCCAUAACUUCACUUCUAGUUGUGGGGUUUUUGCAAACUGCAAGUCCCAACCUACCAUAGCCCAACCACAAUCCUUGCCUAGCCCAAAUCUACAUGAGAAACCAGACCUUAGCUGCAGCUCGGUACUGGCUAUGGGGUGUGACACUGUAAUGGAAGGUGCUCAAACACCUUUAGAGGCCUGCCAUACAGUAUACACCAACUGUUUCAGUGGAGUUCUUGACAGCGCCAGUUUCGAUGAUGAACUCACCGUGUAUGAGUUUUCUCGCAGAACGAGCCAGGGUGAAACAGGGGAUGCUGUUCUGAUAUCUGUCCCUCCUUCCUCGCUAUCUGCAUCCCCUGCAUCUUUCUCUCCAUCUUCUCCAUUGCCCUUGUUCCCUCAUCUUAUACUGCCUGUUUCUUCAUCUACAGAGCUCAGUCCCCUUCUGUCUCCAUUGGAUGCCCCUGACUGCUUCCUUUCAGACCUUCAUGAAGAUACUAUCACUUCACUGUUGACUCGUCGAUAUCCCCUUCCACCAACAGGAUUCCUUUCUUUGCAAAGGGAUGUGGAAACCCUCUUAAGUGUUCUUGCUGGUGCUAUGAAGAACCAAGAUGGGAUCCAUGAGCACCCCAGGGAUAACUGUGUGGCUCACUUUUCAGAAAACAAAAGGCGAUUACAUGCAGAGGCUCGGGGGCUUUUAGCAGGAUGCCAACACGUGGUCAGAGUUGGGCAGACGCCAGAGGAAACACUUCAGUCUUUGUCUGAAAGCUUCCGCUCACUGUUACAGCUGACAAGUGUGUGCUUAUGUUUCUCUAGCUGCCAGCGAUGCAGGGAGCGCCAUGCCCAAGCACUUACAGGACUAGCAGGUGUUGCAAAAACUUAUCAGGACUUUGCUCAGGCAGCAGAGGUAGUGGGAACUGCUACAGAAAGAAAAACUUGUCAUGAUCUCAGUAUUAAACUCCUGGCUCACCAAUGCACUGCACUAACAACUUCAGUCUUCUGCCUCACCCAGCUCUUUCGCACUCUCACUGCCCUUUGACCUUUGAAGAGUUACACUGAGUAGGUUUUUUUUCCUCCAAACCGCAAGAAACUAGUCAAAAUAACUCAAAUGUUUUUCAAAUAGAACUGUUGAGAUCUAUAACAUUAACACUGAUGCAGUGUCCAAAGGUAGUGUCACUCUCACACAUACUGACACUGAAACAUAAAACCUGCCAUUUAAAUGUUUUGAAUGGAUUAACCUACGAUGACAAGUGAACUGUGAACAGAAUUCCUAAACAGGGUAUUAAACAGCUUGUUUUACAGUAUUUGCUUGUUGGGUUUAAGUAUUUAGUAUUGAAUGUAAAUCUAAACCAUAACUGUCUUUGUACUAUGUUUGUCCGUAAUUUAUUCUGCUUCAUGAGGAAAGCAUAGACAGGGAUAUUGCGUAAUGUAUUUUUCAACAUUCUCUGCUCUCAUUCGUUCCCUCUUGCUUGCUUUCUCACUACUGUUCUCACCAAUUUUAUGCACGUACAGUAUAUUCUCUUCUCUCUGCUAUACCUAGUGUCUAUUAGAGAAUGUUAUAAAAGCUUUCUGCAAUAAUCACCUGUUAAAAUGAGUUAAAAAUGUUUACUAAAUACAAGCAAUAUUUUACUUGAGUUGCCAGUAAUGUGACUAUGUGUUCCUUUUGAAUAAUAAACCAAAGCCUACAGAUGAAUGAUUUUGUUGUGAAUGUAGAUUCAUUCACAAUACUUUAUAUUAACUUUUGCACAUGCUUUACAGUUAUAACUUCAAGAAGGGAGAUUUAUUUGCAUCAUUGGAUUAUUUUUAUGGAAAAACAGAAUAUUUUUUUAGUUUAUUUCUCACUGAUAAGUUUUUCCUUUUCAGUCAUUCCUCCCUCUCCAGUUUUCCCAAAACAGCACUCAUAAUCUUAGGCCCUGCCCACACGAACACAAUUAUUUUUAAAACUGUAGCUUUUUUACGUGUUUUGUCCACGUGUUCUUCCACACACAAACGGAGCACCACUUCACUGAAAUGGAACAUUUUUGAAAACACCUGCAGGUUGAAGAUUUUCAAAAACUCCGGUUGCAGUGUUUUUGUGUAAACACCGAAACCAGCUUUUUUGGCUUGUGACGUCGGAGCCAGCGCUGUUAUCUCCGCCUACUGGGAACUUUUUACGGCUUUUGAUUGGCCAACAUGGCUUUACGGUUUCGAUUAUAUCGCCACAUGUUGGCUUGGCAUGCUCUUGACAGUGCAUCAUAGCAUGCGUUUGCAUUUUCUUAUGGACAGAGAUUUUUUUUAUGGAAGAAGGAAAAACUCAGUUUGUAAAAAUACCCGUGUACGUGUGUACAUGGCCUUACAAUGAUCAAAUUAUUCUAGAAAAUGUUUGAAAACUGACAGAAGUGGAAAAUUACAAAUUUGAGUGUGACAGAAUAUUAAAUGGAUUAAUUAAAUGCAAAGUACUUUACCCACCAGUACAUGUGUCUGAAUACCCAAAAGCUGCCAUGCACUCUCUUCCUAUAAGGCAUGCUGUAAGCCAUAGACAUACUGUAUACCUUGGAAAUAGUGGGCUGCAUGUAAAAAAAUUAAUGCAUGAUUGAAAGAAUGACCAGCGAGAGAAUGAAUGGUUAUAGUAAUGAAAAAUGGCUUUGUAAUGCAGUAUUCACCCCAUUAAUGGAGAAUGUAUGUUUUAUUAAUUAGACUUCACUUAUCUUCCAUAUAAGUACCAAUACAUUUUAACAGCCUUUGCAUCAACUCUGCCUACCAGUCAAUAUUUUUUUUUUUAUGUUGCACUGACUAUUAUGGGACAAUGGAUUUAUCACUGACACCUAAAUAAGUGGGUUUUGCCCAGGCAGAUGAACACAAGGUUGAAGGGGUGGGAUUUAAAAGGACCAAAUGACUGAAUAAAGUCCUGCAUGCAUCGCCAGAGAGAAGUCUGUCAUUUUCACCGGAAGGUCCAAUUAUGACAUUUUAAUUAAACAUUACAAGUUCAAUAAAAAAGGAAAGAAAAAGAAAGAAAGAAAGAAAAGAAACAUAGUCACAGAUUACUUGUUCACAGAUUAUAACAAAAUUAAUUUAGAAAAUAGAUUUGAGGCAGCCCAGCACCAUGUGAGUCAAGUUUUAUUAGGUUAGUAAUGUUAAUUCUUCAUUUUAAUCUUUUUUUUUUUUUACAAACGUACUAUUGAUUCUUAGAAUACCAUAAUAAUAUCACACAUACAAUUUAAAUGGAGUUGGAGAAUAGGUUUUAAAGCAUGUUCAUUGGCUAUC
Carassius carassius (crucian carp) is the source of this 7893-nucleotide messenger RNA. RefSeq names its product FERM and PDZ domain-containing protein 1 (gene frmpd1a). The record is from RefSeq and is a predicted model, not a curated record. Gene Ontology annotation, cellular component: cytoskeleton. The transcript has 17 exons. NCBI's taxonomy places the organism in Eukaryota, Metazoa, Chordata, Actinopteri, Cypriniformes, Cyprinidae. Bases 401 to 5689 code for a protein of 1762 amino acids. Gene Ontology annotation, molecular function: protein binding.